Dunckerocampus dactyliophorus (ringed pipefish) is the source of this 2763-nucleotide messenger RNA. Its product is annotated as GTPase IMAP family member 6. The transcript is spliced from 7 exons. Lineage: Eukaryota; Metazoa; Chordata; Actinopteri; Syngnathiformes; Syngnathidae. Bases 702 to 2192 code for a protein of 496 amino acids. The record is from RefSeq and is a predicted model, not a curated record. Gene Ontology annotation, molecular function: GTP binding.
UACGGCUGGGUGCUGUGGAAUAUAACUGUCAAUCUACUGUUUUCCCCUGGAAACUUCCGUAUGUUGACAUUCUUUCCUGGCACCUCCUGUUUUUCCCGUAUUUUAACUUUCAUGAAGAAAAAAUCGUUUCCGGUACUGCCGGAGCAGCACAGCUUCCGGUCCGCUCGGCAACACUCGGGCACCAUCGGCGUAACGCAGGAAAAGCCGGAAAAUCUCCCUUAUUUUCAAAUUUAACUAUGGACAGUCUGCAUCCUGUGCCCACUGAAGCUGCUGCUGCUGCUGAGCAACAGCGUUCUCUCAUUUUGCCAUCAGAAAUGAUGAGACAUCUUGUUAGUGCUGCUGCACGGAUGGAUUGCUGCUCAGCUAGAUAAAUGAGGCAAAAGGAGUGCACAGAAGAGGGUGAAAUUGAGAGAAAAUAGUGGGGUGAAGGGUUAAAAGAUUGCCAAAAAAAAGGGGGGGGGGGGUGUUGAAUGGCAGAGGAGGAGAGGCAGGGGUAGACCACAGAGAGCGAGCUACGCUGCAGUAGAAUGAGGGUCAGAGAGGAAUUGAACUGCCAGCCUUCUGCACCCCACUCAGGAUCCAUCGCAGGCACUACUCGCUCCUCUCCCUGAAGAGGUCGACAAGAGGAAUCCAACGUGGAGGCGAGAAGGAGAAGGAGGAGGGGGGCAGAGGAGGAGAACGCCAGAGGUUCUACACACAAGAUGGCUGCUGUGUCCUCUGCCUCUGACACUGUUUCAACAGGGGACCCAAGGGGCCGCCACCCACCUGAACGCCGGCUGCUCAUCCUCGGGGGGCCAAAAUCUGGUAAGACCUCAUCAGCCAACACCAUCCUCGGUGAGGAGGUCUUUGACGCCAAGACAGAGACCACUCAUAGCAACGUGGGUCAGACGGAGAUCUUCGGCCGUCGGGUCACGGUGGUUGACACGCCCCCAUGGGUCAUCCCCAGCGACGUGGAGGACGAAACCGAAGCGGACGAUAACGGGAACACGGGUGCGGAGUCGGAGAGCCUGCCGAGGCCCCCGCCUAGCCUGGACAGCGAGGGGCCCUGCAUGGGCGCCAUCCUGUGCCCUCCCGGCCCUCAUGCCAUCCUGCUGGUCGUUUCCGUCACUCAGCCUUUCACAGACACCGAGAGGAGGGCUGCGGAGGAGCAGCUGGGGGCCUUGGGGGGAGGAACCUGGAGAUACUCCAUGGUGCUCUUCACUGGGGUGGACAAGUUGCAGAAGGGGGUCUUCAUUGAGGAGCACAUCGCAAACACUGGAGAGAGCCUGCAGUGGCUGGUGGAGAGAUGUGGAAGCAGGUACCAUGCCUUCGACAACAGCUGGAAAGACACGGAGGACAACACGCAGGUACCGGAGCUGAUGGAAAAGGUGGAGGAAAUGAUCACCGACAACCAAGGCUGGUACUUUGAGGUGAACGAGUUGAUCUUGCUAGAGGAGGAGCAGGCGAGGAGAGCCCUGGAGGAGGAGAGGAUGAGGAUGGAGGAGCACGCUAGACAGAGAGAGCAGAUGAUUGGAGGACCCCCAAGAGAACUCAGGUUGCUGUUGUUGGGCUGGAAGGGUGUUGGAAAAAGCUCAGUGGGGAACUCCAUCCUGGGUCGUCGGUACUUCGAGUCAGGCCAGGAGACAGACCUCUGCCUCCGGAGGCAGGCGCUUGUAUCCGGUCGCCGGGUCACCAUCGUGGACACCCCGGGCUGGGACUGGUUCUCAGUGCGGCGCACACCAAAACGCAUCCGUCAGGAGUCGCAGCGUGGCGCUGCCCUCCUGCGACCCGGACCCCACACGCUGCUGCUGGUUCUCCCGGUGGUGUCCUCCCUCACCGCCAGGAAGAGGAGAACGCUUCUGUCCCACAUUGAGACUCUGUUUGGUGACGGCGCCUGCCUCCACACCAUGGUACUGUUCAGUUGCGGCGACUGGCUGGGCCGCACGCCUAUUGAGGAGCACAUACUAAGAGGGGGGCGGGAGCUGCAGAGACUGCUUGAGUACUGUGGGAACUAUUACCACGUCUUGGACAGUAAGACACCCGGCAAGGACAGGAGCGUCUCAAACCUUCUGGAUAAGAUUGAGGAGAUGAUCAGGGAGAACGGUGACAAGGCCUUCCUUCCUGUGCAGACCGAGUGGUUGAGCGAGGAGAGCUCUUACUCGUCCGACAACACUGAGCCCGAGGACGACUGUCGAGGAUGCCAGCUGCAGUGAUGAAGGUGAAGAAAGCAAAGUGGCCCUCUCUGUGCGUGUGCGUGUGUGUGUGUGCGUGUUUACUGUUAUUCUUGAGUAUCCAGUAGGCCCAAACAUAACCUCAUGUACCUUUAGCCUCAUCGAGAUGUUGCUUCUCGACUGUUGUAGGAAAUAGAAGGUAUCGGUGAGCGGUUGGAGCUGUUUGUGAUUAUAUGUACAGAAAGGCUUACUCCUCGCUGUUCAGACUUAUCAUAAGUCUAAUCCGUUGAAUAACAUGAAGGGAUUUGUUUAAGAUGACAUUAUCAGGAGCAGGCAGCUUGUUGUCGUUCAGGACAAAUGAAGGGAAUGUUUCAGUGUGUUUGGCACAUUUCUUGUCAUUUUUACACUCGUUGAUUCCCGCGAAUCAAAAGCUCGAGAGAAAAGGCUUUGGAAAGAGCAACGCUGGAACGCCCCAUUAAAACACGGGCGCCGUGCCAAUGGAUGAAUAACGUCUGCUGGAAUCGACUGCACUUGCCAGUGUUUGUUUGCCUUCCCACAGGAAACCUAAUCUGUCGUGUUACGGGAACUAUGAAUCUUGAGUGAUAUUACAAAU